ACCUAAUCUUUGGGAGCAAAUUUCAAAUUUCAAAACAAACUUUGCCUUGUUGUCACUUGUCAGUCAGGUUAGUUAACCGUGAGAACAUAUGAAAAAUAAUCUAGCUCGCUAAUUUAACUGUAUGUAUGCCUUUUUUUGUUUUGUUUUUAAAUUAGACUUACUCUCAGGAUGUGUGACAUCUGUAACAUUUCAACGGUACAUUCCUACGUUAGCUGUAUGACUAAUUAGCUAGUAGUAGUACUGUCGCUGCUUGGUGUCAACAAUGGAUGCGGGUGAGGUGCAAAAUGAGGGCAACGCUUCAUGUGCAGAUGGGAAGGUGUCCAAUAUUGUUAAGACAGCCUCAAUCGAAGACUUCGUUGUCUUGAAGCCCAUCAGCCGUGGUGCCUUUGGAAAGGUUUACCUAGCACGGAAGAAAUGCAAUGCACGGUUAUAUGCUAUCAAGGUGAUGAAGAAAGCAGACAUGCGUGACAAAAAUAUGGCAGAUCAGCUGAAGGCAGAGAGAGACGCGUUGGCCCUCAGCAAAAGCCCUUUUGUUGUGCAACUGUACUACUGUCUUCAAACGGCAGCGAAAGUGUAUUUGGUGAUGGAGUACCUCAUUGGAGGGGAUGUGAAGUCACUUCUUCACAUCUACGGCUAUUUUGAUGAGGACAUGUCUGCUAAAUAUAUUUCAGAGGUGGCCCGCGCUCUGGACUACCUGCAUCGGCAUGGAAUCAUCCACAGGGACCUGAAGCCAGACAACAUGCUUGUAUCUAACGAAGGCCACAUCAAGCUUACGGAUUUUGGUCUCUCUAAAGUCAAGCUUGACAGAGAACUGAGUCUGUCUGAUAUCUUGACAACCCCUUCAUUGGCAAAGCCCACACAAGAUUAUUUCCGCACACCCGGUCAAGUCUUGUCUUUGAUUAGCUCUCUCGGACUUAACACACCAGGUGUGGAGAGUAAGCCUCGCUGCCGGUCCUCUGCCGUGUUCAGCCCCAUGUCGUGUGGUAAAAUCGAACAGCGGAAAAACUGCUCGCCGUUGAGGAGGCCGAAGGGACUCCUGGGUUCUCCUGUCUGCCACAGCCAGACUUUGGGACCCAACAGUUGUGUCUUUAGCCCGUUUUUGUUGGGUAAGAGCCUAACCCCCAGACUGCUGAAGUCCAGGAGGAGGUUUGAGACGACGAGUGCAGGCAGCAGCCAGUCAUGCCUCUUCCCCUCCACCACGGACUCUGAGGGAGGUGUCAGCCCAUUAUGGGAGGUGGAGCAGGACUUGGAGAACUUCCCAUACCCACAUGGUAGGAAUGCAAGCGAACGUAAGGGAGGAAAGGCGAUCUCUGAAAUGCGGAUUCAGCGCCGGGACUCCUCCCUGGCCACGUUGGACAACUUCGACCUAGAUGGGAAGCUCCGUCGCGUCUCCACUCAGAAGCCUGAAGUCUCUCAACCAAUCAGAUGCAAUGUUUCCAGAGGUGAACCACACUGCGCACCUGACGGGAAAUCAGUGGAAGGCCACCUUGCCGUAACGUCAACAGGAAAGAGAGGGUUUGAGGAGGUGGAAGAAAGCCCUGAGCAGCUGGAGUCACUUUCAAAGAAGACCGUUACACAAUAUCAGCGGUGUUAUGGUGUCCCAGAGAGGGCUAUGACCUACCACACUGGUCUGACUGGGGUGUUUGCCAACGUUCGUUUGAAGGAGUUUGGAUCAGAGCCUCAAGGUUCUGCUGACGGACAGAACCCCAAACGCUCCACUUCCACUGCUGUGGCCAAAAACCUCUUGUGUGAGUUGAAUGACGUUGCAGAAGGGGUCUUUGUCGAGGGGGCGUCUUUUGAGGAAGACCACGAACUCAGCAGGAGCCUGAGCUCGGACCCCGAUGGGUCUGCUAACGAGAUGUCCAUCCUUGCUAACAGCCCAAACGAAAGAAGCUCCACUCAAAGUGUCAAAGAAGGGCCUUUGGUGUUGAAAGAGCAUAAUGACAGUGGAAUACUGCCAGUUUCCCCACUGUCUGCUCAUUCACCUAAUGCAGGAACGGCAAACCUCAGCAGCGGGGUCACCCUGAGGGGAGUCUCCAAAAGCUCGUUCAUCGACCAAGUCCCCGAACUGGACCCGGGUGUGGCCAAGACACCCUCGUUCCUCAAGCCCAAGAACGUGGUGGCCUUCCGGAGCUUCUGCAGCUCCAUCAACCGCUCCAACAUGUCGUGGAGCUCACGCCUCAGCCUGGGAUCAGUGGAAGCCAUGGAUGUGACCUCUGUCUCGCAACAGAGCAUGCCCAUCGCCGUCACGCCGGUCCAGAAGAGACCCAGGUCAAGCGGCUCUCUCUGUCAGACCCCACAGCUGCCAGCCUCCCAUACUCCAUUCAGGACCCCUAAGAGUGUCAGGCGAGGUCGAGUGCCCGUCGAUGGUGUACCAAUUCUGGGCACCCCGGACUACCUAGCCCCAGAGCUGCUCCUGGGGAAACCACACGACUUCAGGGUGGACUGGUGGGCCCUGGGUGUGUGUCUGUUUGAGUUUCUCACCGGCGUGCCCCCGUUCAACGACGGAACUCCUCAGCUUGUCUUCCAGAACAUUCUGAACCGGGAUAUCCCCUGGCCUGGUGGUGAGGAGGAGCUGUCCCACAACUCCCGGGAUGCAAUAGAGAUUUUACUCACCAUGGACAUGAACAAACGGGCUGGCCUCAAAGAACUGAGGAGUCACGCUCUGUUCGCGGGAUUGGACUGGGAUAACCUGCAGAAUCAGACCAUGCCCUUCAUCCCCCAGCCAGAGGACGAAACGGACACGUCAUACUUUGACGCCAGGAACUCGGCCCAGCACCUUGUCAUGUCUGGGUUCAGUCUGUAGAACCAGCCAUGUCUUGGCAUGUUAUGCUGUCCCCCACCAUGUCAUCAUGGCAUUUACCCAGAACUGUUAUGUACACCAUGUGUUUCUCUCUUCAGAUCUGUUUUGUAUUUAUUGUUGAGGAAGAAAAAACAUGAAUGUAUACUAAGGAAAUGUAUUUCUGUGAUUGUGUCUUCCAACUUAACAGCACUAAUUAUAAAGCACACAGCAGCAUGGCAAGCUGCUCUCUUUGCACCUCCAUUUUUAAACUUCCACAAUGACUGCUCUUGUUCACUACAUCUGU
This is a messenger RNA of Esox lucius (northern pike), 3086 nucleotides long. RefSeq names its product microtubule associated serine/threonine kinase-like (gene mastl). Gene Ontology annotation, molecular function: ATP binding; protein serine/threonine kinase activity. The record is from RefSeq and is a predicted model, not a curated record. The transcript has 12 exons. Gene Ontology annotation, cellular component: nucleus. Gene Ontology annotation, biological process: peptidyl-serine phosphorylation; intracellular signal transduction. NCBI's taxonomy places the organism in Eukaryota, Metazoa, Chordata, Actinopteri, Esociformes, Esocidae. Bases 263 to 2806 code for a protein of 847 amino acids.